UAAACUUUCUCUCUUCUCUUCCGUUCCGUUUCCCUUCCCUCUCCGAAGCAAAUUGUAACCCUUAACUCCAUCAGCAAGAAAAAUCGGGAGAGGCAGCGAGCGGCCGGAGAGGCAGUGACAGGCGGCCGCUCGCGAGGCAGCGAAGGGUUGCACGCUAAACAGUCGCUGACUCGCGAGAAUAGUGAGUUUGGGGAACGAAGCGAGUCGGCGGAAUAAGAGAAAAUGAGCUCCGGCAAUAGCUCUGUGAGCUUCCGCAUGUGGAACAUGAACCGACAAGCCUAAGCGGAGCAGAUCGCCACAGGAUGGCCUGCGUGGCUGAGCAAUGUGGCCGGAGAAGCCAUUCAUGGAUGGGUGUCCCUCAAAGCUGACUCUUUUUUGAAAUUAGAGAAGGUAAUAUCGUGUACUUUCGAUUUUCAAUUCAAUUGUGUUGUUCCUUUUUUUUCUCGAAAAGGUCAAUCAAAUUUAUCUAAAAUUCAGCAGAAAAAAAUUGACGAGUAAAUUAUUGUAAAUUUUGAGCCUGAGAGUGUUAGGUUUAUGUCAAGGGAGAUAGAGAUCCUUCACAAGCUUAUCAUCCAAAUAUCAUCAAGCUGGAAGGCUUAAUUACUUCCUGAUUAUCAUGCAGUAUGUACCUUGUUUUUGAAUAUAUGGAGCAUUAUCUUGCAGGGUUAUCAUCUUGUCUAGACCUCAAACUCACUAAUCUACAGGUCAUGCACAUUGUUUGAAACUAUUUCAAAUAUAAAAUAAACAAAAAAUAUAUCACAGAAGAAACUUGACCAAGGACAUAUUUUGUAGAUCAAAUGUUAUAUGCACCAGUUACUCUCUGAGCUCGAACAUUGUCAUUCACACAGUAUCAUUCAUCGUGAUAUCGAAUGUGCAAACCUCUUAGUUAACAAUGAAGGGAUUCUAGAGAUCUCUGAUUUCGGUUUAGCUAACACUUGGAAUCCUGAUUUGUGGAGCGUUGGAUGCGUACUUGCAGAACUUUUUCUUGGCAAGCCUCUUUUACGAGGAAGAACUAAGGUUGAGCAACUAGAUAAAAUAUUUAAGCUUUGUGGUUCUCCACCUGAUGAAUUUUGGAGGAAUUCUGACCUACCUCAUGCAACAGUUUUCAAGCCUCAAGGACUUUAUGUAAAUUGCAUCAAAGAAACGUUUGAGUGUUUACCAGAUGGUGCAUUAAGUAUUUCAGGGCUCGGUCGUAUGCAUGUGAACCAUCCAGCUUACCAAAAUAUCAGCCCAACAAAGAAAUUGAUUCAAAGGAUGAUGCUGCUGUAGGUGAAGGUGUCUCAGAGAGCCUAGCUCCAUGUCAAGGACUACAAAUACUAAUCAUAUUUGUUAAUUUCAAAAUCGAAUUUUAUGUUAGGACAUGUGAGUUUGAGAUACUCACUAACCUAGAGGGAUCUUUUCAUGUUACUCGUGCUUCUGAAAUAAGUAGGGAUGCAUUGUGUCACUCUUUCUGCUACUCAUUUGUACUCCUUACAUGACUGGUUUUGCUUAAGUUAUAAAAGUUCUGUUUGGUACA
Molecule: messenger RNA, 1516 nt
Organism: Zingiber officinale
Lineage: Eukaryota; Viridiplantae; Streptophyta; Magnoliopsida; Zingiberales; Zingiberaceae
Product: protein IMPAIRED IN BABA-INDUCED STERILITY 1-like
Exons: 4
Coding region: 805-1269 (154 amino acids)
Biological process (GO): positive regulation of transcription elongation by RNA polymerase II; protein phosphorylation
Cellular component (GO): cyclin-dependent protein kinase holoenzyme complex; nucleus
Molecular function (GO): ATP binding; RNA polymerase II CTD heptapeptide repeat kinase activity; cyclin-dependent protein serine/threonine kinase activity
Source: RefSeq, a predicted model, not a curated record